This is a messenger RNA of Syzygium oleosum, 925 nucleotides long. RefSeq lists its product as uncharacterized. The transcript is spliced from 3 exons. The record is from RefSeq and is a predicted model, not a curated record. NCBI's taxonomy places the organism in Eukaryota, Viridiplantae, Streptophyta, Magnoliopsida, Myrtales, Myrtaceae. The coding region runs from base 132 to 608 and encodes 158 amino acids. Gene Ontology annotation, molecular function: fatty acyl-CoA hydrolase activity.
AGUCCUUUGUCUCGUGGCCCAAUUUCGAAUCCCGUUAGCGUUCCUCGGGGCCCACUGAGCCUCGUGCUUGCACGCAGUCGCAUCAAAGCUCGAAACUCUAGCGUCUUCCACCGCCCGAGCCCCCGCCGUCGAUGGAGAAGGCGAAGCAAUACCUCGCCGUCAGCGACGAGGCGUCGGAGGCGGUGUCGCGCCUCGCCGUCCCUCCCCGUCGCGCCGGCGACAACCCCAGCUUCUACGAGAGCUUCUCCCUGAGGGGCCUCCGGGUCGACCGGGUCGAGCCGGGGCUCGUCGUCUGCUCCUUCAAGGUCCCCCCUCGCCUCGCCGAUAGGAAUGGGAACUUGGCUCAAGGCGCGAUCGCGACCAUGGUCGACGAAAUCGGGUAUGCGGUGGUGCACGUCGAGGGUAUUCCCAUCAGUGUGUCGGUUCACAUGUCGAUCUCGUACCUCUGCGCAGCCAAGGUCGAUGAUGAGCUAGAGAUUACUUCAAAGGUUUUAGGGCAAAAGGGGGGCUAUUCUGCAACCAUUGUACUCCUGAGGAACAAAGCGACCGGGGAGAUAAUUGCUGAAGGUCGUCACUCGUUGUUCAAUGCACAUGCGAGCAAAAUGUGAGCACAUUUUUAGAGUUGGACCCGAGGAAUGUGGUCUAACAUGCGGAUGGCGACAGAACACUGUUCUCACGUAUGCAUUAACCUGAAUCCUGGACGUGUGCCUUUACUAUGGAAUGUUAGUUGCAUCAUUGGAUUGAACUCCUGGGACAUCCUGUAGUUUUGAAUGUCACGCGAGUGAAGUUAUUUUCGGCAUGUGCGGCUUAUUUCGGGUUUCAGGAUGUGAAAAAAAGGCUCAGAUGGGGGGCAUCAUGUAUGUGCUGUAAGUUGUAUAUACGGAAGCUUUGGAUUGGUCAUAUCUGUAUCCUUGGUUUUUCUCGA